AUGGCUGGCGUCUUUAGACCUUGCGGACAAGACAAAAAAGUACAUAACCCCUUCCAGAAUAACUCGAACAUCUGUCGCCACACUGCAAUUUCAGUUGAGGCCUUAGUAGUAACGACGACUGGCCUCACUAUCCCGGCUAGUCUCACUGCUCUGCUGACUUCCCCCGCCGCUCACAUUGACAACAACAAGCGGUUGCGACCUUUGCCGCUCCUGCUCGCGUUCUCUUUCACGCUCGGCUUCGCGGUCAGCUUCUCGCUGUUCAUGGUAGGCAUCUUGGCUGCAUCCAUAGACGCAGUAGGUCUGAGAGUCCUUGAUCUCGCGGUUGCAACCGGGGCAGCCUUUCGUCAUGGUUGCGGUUUGGUGUUGUAG
Molecule: messenger RNA, 369 nt
Organism: Colletotrichum tamarilloi
Lineage: Eukaryota; Fungi; Ascomycota; Sordariomycetes; Glomerellales; Glomerellaceae
Exons: 2
Coding region: 1-369 (122 amino acids)
Source: RefSeq, a predicted model, not a curated record